Molecule: messenger RNA, 390 nt
Organism: Puccinia graminis f. sp. tritici CRL 75-36-700-3
Lineage: Eukaryota; Fungi; Basidiomycota; Pucciniomycetes; Pucciniales; Pucciniaceae
Exons: 4
Coding region: 1-390 (129 amino acids)
Source: RefSeq, a predicted model, not a curated record
AUGCAUAGCACUGCACAGCUACAGCUCCCAUCCUUACACGAAACUACUAAUCCCAAGUUGAGGGAUUUAACCACGAAUAAACCUUCCCACUUACCAUACUUGUUAACACUCAGAGCACAACCCUUACAGGCUCAGAGAGCCAAACAAAGUGUCAUGCAAUCUAACGCUGGUGUCAACCUCCAAUUCAACUUUGUUGACACCAACGUUAGACUGAGAAAAGUGCCUAACUCAAGCAACACCCCCCCAAAGGGGCAAAAGGUCAUCAAAAGUCAAGCAACACCCUCCAACGGGGCAAAAGGUCAUCAAAAGAUCACCAAGUCCAACUCACAAAAAUUGGGGGCAAAUACUAGUCUCAGAUACAAAUUUUUCUCUACAAAAAAUAUACCUUGA